AUGCUUGGUGUUGUUCAAGGCUGGAAGUGCCCACCACAAAUGGUUGACUUCAUCUCAAGUUUAGGGUGGGGUGCAAACAACGAAUCUUUUGGUAAAGUUGAUUUCACAAGCUCCAAAUAUACUAUACUUUCUUAUAUGCUUCCGAUCAUGCCUGGAAAAUCGCUUUACAAUACCGUGAGAGAACUUGUUGAAAAUGCACUUGAUUCUGCAGAAUCCAUUGGGGAGCUUCCAUUGGUCGAAAUAACAAUAUGGCGUGAUGUUAAAAUGCGUGCUUUUGAUGAUGUAAACCAUCAAACUUACGUGGACUUGAAGAUUUUUAAAAGUUUCUCUGAAUUUUUUGUUGGUACCUGGUGGUAUCGGAUCCAAGAAUGGAGCUACUUUAUUCUUAAAGAGCUACUUUAUGCAGACCCUUUUGAUGUGGAGGCACAAAAGAAAAUGAGAAAUAACAACAUUGAAGCUAUCAUGGAUCGAAGAUGGUGUUUGAGCUAGCUUCUUUCUUUUGUUCCUGGGUAAUUUCUUCGACUUAAUCCCCUAACAUAUUUUCAUCUGAUAGGUUGGCAUAAUAUAUAUUUAUACAUCAAUUAUGCACUUUUGUUAUUUCUUUUGGUUCUUGAAACGAGACUCAAGAUAUCAUAUUUUGGCAUGGCUAGAAGCUUUGGA
This is a messenger RNA of Lactuca saligna, 660 nucleotides long. NCBI's taxonomy places the organism in Eukaryota, Viridiplantae, Streptophyta, Magnoliopsida, Asterales, Asteraceae. The record is from the annotation of a GenBank genome assembly.